Molecule: messenger RNA, 1789 nt
Organism: Daucus carota subsp. sativus
Lineage: Eukaryota; Viridiplantae; Streptophyta; Magnoliopsida; Apiales; Apiaceae
Product: AT-hook motif nuclear-localized protein 1
Exons: 6
Coding region: 314-1450 (378 amino acids)
Molecular function (GO): minor groove of adenine-thymine-rich DNA binding
Source: RefSeq, a predicted model, not a curated record
AAUUAUGACAGUCUGAGAAAUCAAACUACAUUUCACACCAAAACUCCUCAUUUUUCUCAUCAAUAUUAAAAAUCAAAGCUUUAUCUUUCUUCAGCCCAUCAAACCUCUUUAUCUUUUUCUCUCAAAAUUAUAUAUACACAGUAUAUAUAUUUGAGAAUGAACAGUUUAUGCUUUCUACUAGCUUGAAAUUUUUACUUGGGAUUCUUGAAGUUUCAGGUACUUGAUCUUGAAGAAUCAACUGGGUUUUCAAGAAAUCUCGAGAAAAGAAUUUUGGAAUUAAGAAUUUAAUAUUAUUGUGAGGAAAAGUUGAAGUAUGGAAAAUAUGAGCAGCAGUGGGGUCACAGUAGUUAGAUCAGAUGCCCCAUCUGAGUAUCAUGUAGCUCCAAGAACUGAAACCACUGUCACUGGAUCAGUUACUCACGUGACCCCCCACGUGGGUGUUUCUCCGGUGCCGGCGCCGGUGAUGGUUGUGCCGCCGGUGGGUGUGGAUGUGACAGCUGUCAAGAAGAAGAGAGGGAGGCCACGGAAGUAUGGCCCAGAUGGCUCUGUGACCAAGGCUUUGUCUCCCAAGCCCAUUUCCUCCUCGGCGCCGCCGCCGGUCAUUGAUUUCUCGGCGGAGAAGCCGCGUGGUAAAGUCCGGCCGGUGGGGCUUACAGCUAAGCAACACCAACCUAAGAUGCAGAUGGAAGGCUUGGGUGAAUGGUUUUCAUCUGCUGGUGCUAAUUUUACGCCUCACAUCGUGACGGUGAAUGCUGGAGAGGAUGUAAUGAUGAAGAUUAUAUCCUUCUCUCAGCAAGGACCUCGAGCAAUUUGCAUCCUAUCUGCAAAUGGUGUUAUAUCCAGUGUGACACUUCGACAGCCUGAUUCUUCUGGGGGUACACUGACUUAUGAGGGUCGUUUUGACAUACUGUCAUUAUCUGGAUCAUUUAUGCCUACUGAAGUUGGAGGAAUAAGGAACAGGUCUGGAGGAAUGAGUGUCUCGUUAGCAAGCCCAGAUGGACGUAUUAUUGGGGGGAGUGUCGCUGGGCUGCUGGUAGCUGCUUGCCCUGUGCAGAUUGUCAUAGGCAGCUUCUAUGCUGGCAGUCGGCAGGAUCAAAGUGCCAAGAAUUUUUUUGCACAGACAGCUGCUGCUCCUGUCCCUAUUACACAAUCUGAUGAUCUUCGUGGUCAGCAAAACUCAGCUCCUCCAAUGCAAAAUCUUUCAGCGACUUCUCUUGGUGGAAAUGGCUGGGCCACAUAUGCUGAUGAGUCCAGGAGCAAACCUACUGACAUCAAUGUGACUUUGCCCGCACCAUUCAAGCCUGCUGAUAUGAACACAACUUUGCAUGCACCAUUCAAGCCUACUGAUAUAAAUGUAACUUUGCCUGCUCCGUUCAAGCCUACUGACAUAAAUGUGACCUUGCCUGAAUCGUUCAAGCCUACCGACAUAAACGUGACUUUGCCAGCAUAAUCUGGAUGAUGAGGCCUUUCCUGCUACUGACCAAAAUGGUUUUGGAUGUCAACCAAUGAAAAUUCUCACCUCCUAUGUGUAACUGUAAAAGUAGUCACCGUGGUCAUUUCUGACCAUGCAGCUAGGUUCUUCCUCCUUUCUUUAACUGUAAAAGUAGUUUUUGCUGUGAUCAUUUCUGACCAUGCAGCUGGGGUUUGAGUUUAAUUUGUGCAGUAGUUUGACUAGGCAAUUAGCUCAUUCUUCAGUUCUAUUAGCGGAUGAUAUGGAAUUUUUGGAUUUGCAGUAUCUGUAUGUGGAGUUAAAUCUUAGUCUCAGUUGAACUGAAUCUGUUUCUGGGUC